Molecule: messenger RNA, 1101 nt
Organism: Phytophthora sojae
Lineage: Eukaryota; Oomycota; Peronosporomycetes; Peronosporales; Peronosporaceae
Exons: 3
Coding region: 185-958 (257 amino acids)
Biological process (GO): pyrimidine nucleotide import into mitochondrion
Cellular component (GO): mitochondrion
Molecular function (GO): pyrimidine nucleotide transmembrane transporter activity
Source: RefSeq, a predicted model, not a curated record
AGUGUUGAAUGGGGUGCGGUGGAUUGACUUGACUGUGGUUGUUGCAUUGGUUCAGCGGAUCCUUCGGCACCCAGACGACGUUCGGUGUUAUGCGCUCGAUCGGACGAUCCGGUACGUUCCUGCUGCCUCUGUAGUGUUUGAGUGGAGAGAGAUCUUGUUGGCGCUUUGCUGAUGAAGUGGUUGCAUGUGUGUUGAUACAGAGUCGGUCUUUGGUCUGUGGAGAGGCAUCACGCCCACGCUCAUCGGCGUCAUGCCGGCGCGCGCGAUCUACUUCGGCGCGUACUCGACGUUCAAGGACAAGUUUUCAAGCUACGGCUUGAACGGUCGUGCGUAUAACUUCCUGUCAGCUGCUGGGGCAGGAUCCAUCUCGGCGACCUUGUGCUGCCCCAUUUGGGUCGUCAAGACGCGUUUACAGCUCAUGCCAGCGCACUCGGUGGCUGCUACUGCCGUCGCAACGCGCCAAAAUGUUGUGUCUGUGGGGUUUGCCGAAGUCGAGACGGCAGUUGCAACGAAAGCCAGGCCACAGUUCUCGAGCGUCCGUCAGGUGGCUAUGGACAUGUACAGGAAGGAGGGCCCGCGAGCAUUCUUCCGUGGCUUGUCAGCUUCGUACUGGGGCAUCUCGGAAAGCGCGAUCCAGUUCGCCUUGUACGAGGAGUGCAAGGAUCACAUCGAGGAACCGACGAACCUCAAAUACUUUUUGGCGGCCGGCGCGUGCAAGCUGCUUGCGUCGUUGUGCACAUACCCCCACGAGGUUGUUCGAACACGAAUGCGCGACCAGCGAGCACCGCUGGGUUCGAAGGAGCUGAAGUAUCGCUCCAUGAUCCAGUCCAUCAUCAAGAUUUACAAGGAGGAAGGAAGGCGCGGACUGUACGGUGGUCUGCCGGCGCAUUUGAUGCGUGUCGUCCCGAACGCUGCAAUUCUGUUCAUGGUGGUGGAGGUGAUCGCCAACCAGGACUAAGCCGUCUUCACUCUAGAUCCCGCCCCGCUCUGCUCGACGCCGAUUGCCGUAGUAGAUAGAAGAUGCAGCCGCGGGGCUCCGUAGGUAGGUAGGUAGGUAGGCACUGUAAGUAGGAACCAAUGCAUGCACAAGUUGUGUCACUC